GCUCCCGCAGCUUGCACAGCCCCGAUGGCUCCCAACCCCGGCGGAUGCCUCUGCCUGCUGCUGCUGCUGCCGCUCCUGCCGUUGCCCACCUGCUGCCUUGUGCCCGCCGGAGCCAACCUGCUGUCUCUGGACUGGCUGUGGUCCACCAACAUCAUCGACCCCUCGGCCACGCGGGCCUCCCAGCCUCAGGGCGGCUCACCGGUACAGUCCACAGAGGACCCCGCCACGCACGUGGGCCCCCAGGAUGGCCUCUCAGAACAAUGGACAACCACUGCCAGCCCCGCGCUGCCCCUAAAGGAUCAGGAAGCUGGCCAGAGUGAGGUCCCCGCCUCCUCCGUGCCCCCCACGCCCUCUUCUGCCUCGGCCGCGAGCCGGGACAGGAAGGAGGAGAACAUUGCCGGUGUCGGAGCCAAGAUCCUGAACGUGGCGCAGGGCAUACGGAGCUUUGUCCAGCUCUGGGAUGAUGCUGCUACAACCACGGAGAGCACCCCAGCUGCCUCCGCCCCCACAGACCCCCUCACCCUUGCAGAGCUCUCCAGCCGCCCCCGGGGGACCGAGACCACUUUCUGGACAAGCAGCGGAGCUCCAAGUUCUCCAGGCCAGUCAACUGAGGCCGGCCCCCUGACCCCAGCCACCCAGCCGCCUUCUUCCUCGGGCAGGUUCCGGGAACCACUGAAGGGACCCUCAGUGCCACCAGCAUCCCCAGGUAGUGCUUCUCUUUCUUCUACGCCCAGCAGGACCCCUCCUCGGGGGAGCCAGCAGCCACCUGGGCAGCCUCAGCAUUUGGAAAGAGAAGGACGCUCGCCCAUGACAGCUGGUCCCAGCCAGCAGCACCAGCAACCUGAUGGCCACUCUGAUACCCACAGGCACACACCUCUUCUGCUUGCCCUGGUGACGGGUCCUCUGAGGGUGCACAGCCUCCUCUCUGCUCCUUCCUCUCACCCCUCAGCCCAGCUCUCUCAGAUACCAGCCGCAGCUUUCCCCGGGGACCCUGGUGCUUGGUUUUCGGUGGCUCCCUCUGAGGUGCCUGGCCUUUUUAAUGACUCUGCACUGCCUGAGACUGGUCCCCUGACUCCUGCCAGGCGCUGCCUGCCCCUGCCACCCUCCCUGCCCAUCUGUGGCCAUCUGGGCAUUGAGCGCUCCUGGCUGCCCAAUCAUCUCCGUCAUGAGAGCAGUGAGGAGGUGCAGGCCACCGUGCAGGCAUGGGGGGCCCUCCUGCAGACCCACUGCCACCCCUUUCUUGCCUGGUUCUUCUGUCUCCUCCUGGCUCCCCCGUGCGGCCCGGGCCCGCCGCCUGCCCUGCCACCUUGCCGCCAGUUCUGCAAGGCCGUGGAGGAUGCAUGCUGGAGCCACCUGCACAGGGGUCAGCUGCCCAUCACCUGUGCCUCGCUCCCUGCCCAGGAGGAUGGGUACUGUGUGUUCAUUGGGCCGGCUGCAGAGCGCAUCGUGGAAGAUGUGGGGUUGCUGCAGCUACUCGGGGACCCCUUACCCCAGCAUAUCACGCAGAUCGAAGACCCUGACGUUGGGCCGGCCUAUGUGUUUGGGCCAGACUCCAAAAGCGGCCAGGUGGCCCAGUAUCACUUCCCCAGACUCUUCUUCCGUGACUUCUCGCUGCUGUUCCAUAUCCGGCCUGCCUCAGAGGGCGCAGGGGUGCUGUUUGCUAUCACAGAUGCGGCACAGGCGGUGGUCACCCUGGGCGUGAAGCUCUCGGGGGUGCAGACGGGGCACCAAAACAUCUCUCUGCUCUACACAGAGCCAGGCAUCAGCCAGACCCAGACGGCUGCCAGCUUCCGCCUGCCUGCGUUCGUGGGUCAGUGGACACACUUUGCACUCAGUGUGGAUGGCAGCUCUGUGGCUCUCUACGUGGACUGUGAGGAAUUCCAGAAGCUUCCAUUUGCUCGGUCCCCACAGGGCCUAGAGCUGGAGCGAGGUGCUGGCCUCUUUGUGGGCCAUGGCGGAGCAGCAGACCCUGACAAGUUCCAGGGAACAAUCGCAGAGCUGAGGGUGCGCAGUGACCCCCAGGUGAGCCCCGUGCACUGCCUGGAUGAAGAGGACGAUGAGGAGGACAGGGCAUCCGGAGACUAUGGAAGUGGCCUUGAGGAGAGCGGUGACACGCACAGGGAGGAGACGGACAUACUCUUACCACCCAACCUCCCGCAGCCUCCCCCUGUCACAUCUCCCCCCUUGGCUGGAAGUAACAACAUGGAAGAUUCCAGAACAGAAGAAAUUGAGGAGUCAUUGACAGCUCAGACCCUUCCUGACGCAAAUUCGGUUGGCAUGUUGGAUGAGAGCGUCCAGAACCCUGGAGGUAGCCUGAACAAGGGAGGCCAGAAAGGGCAGAAAGGGGAGCCGGGUGCUCAGGGCCUCCCUGGCCCAGCUGGUCCUCAAGGGCCUGCAGGGCCAGUGGUGCACGGCCCCAACGCACAACCUGUCCCCGGGGCACAGGGCCCCCCAGGACCCCAGGGACCACCAGGGAAGGAUGGCAUCCCAGGCAAGGACGGUGAACCGGGUGACCCCGGUGAAGAUGGGAAACCAGGUGAAGCUGGCCCUCAGGGCUUCCCAGGAAUGCCAGGAGACCCGGGCCCCAAGGGUGAGAAGGGCGAUCCUGGAGUUGGGCCAAGAGGACCUCCAGGACCUCAAGGGCCUCCGGGACCACCAGGACCCUCCUUCAGACAGGACAAGCUGACCUUCAUUGACAUGGAGGGAUCUGGCUUCAGUGGAGACCUGGAGAGCCUUAGGGGCCCACGAGGCUUUCCUGGUCCCCCAGGGCCCCCUGGAGUCCCAGGCCUGCCUGGUGAGCCAGGACGCUUUGGGGUCAACAGCUCCUAUGCUCCAGGGCCCGCAGGUCUUCCUGGUGUGCCUGGACGGGAUGGGCCACCCGGCUUUCCUGGCCCCCCGGGACCCCCAGGUCCUCCAGGCAAAGACGGCCCACCAGGAAAGGCAGGCCCGAAAGGCAGCCUUGGCUAUAUAGGCAUCCCAGGACCCAAGGGAAGCAAAGGGGACCCCGGCCCCGUCGGUAUGCCUGGGAAGAAUGGCCUGGUGGGGGCCCCUGGGCCAGCUGGACCUCAAGGACCCCCAGGACCUCCUGGGCCACCAGGACCAGGAUUUGCUGCUGGAUUUGAUGACAUGGAAGGUUCUGGAAUGCCCUUCUGGUCGACAGCCCGAGGCUCAGAUGGGAUGCAGGGACCUCCAGGCCUGCCAGGACUCAAGGGGGAUACCGGAAUGACAGGGCCACCUGGAGCCAAGGGAGAAGUUGGAGCAGAUGGAGCUCGGGGAUUUCCUGGUCUCCCUGGCAGAGAGGGUGCAUCUGGGCCUCCGGGAUCCAAAGGAGAGAAGGGGAGCCAGGGAGAAAAGGGUGAGCCAGGGAAGGACGGAGUGGGGCAUCCAGGCCUCCCUGGGCCCCCCGGGCCCCCCGGGCCUGUGAUCUACGUGUCGGAUCAGGAGAGAGCAGCCGCUAGCGUUCCAGGACCUGAGGGCAAACCAGGCUAUGCGGGCUUUCCGGGACCGGCUGGGCCAAAGGGUGAUCUGGGUUCCAAAGGCGAGCAAGGCUUUCCAGGGCCCAAGGGUGAGAAAGGGGAGCCUGGUGCGGUCUUUGGUCCUGACAGCAGAACCCUGGGUCCUGCCCAGAAAGGAGCCAAGGGCGAGCCAGGCUUCCGAGGACCCCCGGGCCCAUAUGGGCGGCCUGGGCACAAGGGCGAGAUCGGCUUCCCUGGACGGCCGGGUCGCCCCGGCAUGAACGGGUUAAAAGGAGAGAAAGGGGAACCCGGAGAUGCCAGCCUUGGAUUCAGCAUGAGGGGAAUGCCUGGCCCCCCAGGGCCUCCAGGGCCCCCAGGGCCUCCGGGGAUGCCCAUCUAUGACAACAACGCAUUUUUGGAGUCUGGCCAACCUGGGCCUCCGGGACUGCAAGGUGUUCAGGGGCCUCCAGGACCAAAGGGUGACAAAGGAGAGGUGGGACCACCUGGGCCACCAGGGCAGUUCCCCUUUGACCUCCUCCAUUUGGGCGCUGAAGUGAAGGGAGACAAGGGAGACAGAGGAGACACCGGACAGAAGGGAGAGAGGGGCGAGCCUGGUGUCAGUGGCAGCCUCUUUGGGGGCUCCAGUGUGCCUGGGCCCCCAGGACCCCCUGGCCCACCUGGCUACCCUGGGAUCCCGGGUCCAAAGGGAGAGAGCAUCCGAGGCCAGCCUGGCCCACCUGGCCCUCAGGGACCUCCUGGCAUUGGCUAUGAGGGUCGCCAGGGACCCCCGGGGCCCCCAGGUCCUCCAGGGCCCCCUUCAUUCCCCGGACCUCACAGGCAGACAGUCAGCGUUCCUGGUCCUCCGGGCCCACCUGGUCCUCCAGGACCCCCUGGAGCCAUGGGUGCCUCCUCCGGGCAGGUAAGAAUCUGGGCCACAUACCAGACCAUGCUGGAGAAGGUGCGCGAAGUACCUGAAGGCUGGCUCGUCUUUGUGGCUGAGAGGGAAGAGCUCUACGUGCGUGUCAAAAAUGGCAUCCGCAAGGUGCUGCUGGAGGCCCAGACAGUGCUUCCACGUGGAACGGGUAACGAAGUGGCCGCCCUCCAGCCCCCGCUGGUGCAGCUUCACGAGGGCAGCCCCUACACCCGGCGUGAGCACUACUCCACGGCGCGGCCCUGGAGAGCAGACGACAUCCUAGCCAGUCCCCCGCGCCUGCCAAACCCACAGCCCUACCCGGGAGCCCCACAUCACCACGGAUCCUACAUGCACACGAGGCUGCCACGUCCCACCAGCUCACCUGCUCACACCCACCAGGACUUCCAGCCGGUGCUCCACCUGGUGGCACUGAACAGCCCGCUGUCGGGCGGCAUGCGCGGCAUCCGCGGGGCCGACUUCCAGUGCUUCCAGCAGGCGCGGGCCGUGGGCCUGUCCGGCACCUUCCGCGCCUUCCUGUCCUCGCGGCUGCAGGACCUCUACAGCAUCGUUCGCCGCGCCGACCGGGGGGCCGUGCCCAUCGUCAACCUCAAGGACGAGGUGCUUUCUCCCAGCUGGGAGGCUCUGUUCUCUGGCUCCCAGGGCCAGCUGCAACCUGGGGCCCGCAUCUUCUCUUUUGAUGGCCGGGACGUCCUGAGACACGCAGCCUGGCCUCAGAAGAGCGUGUGGCACGGCUCAGACCCCAGUGGGCGCCGGCUGACCGAGAGCUACUGUGAGACAUGGCGGACAGAGGCUGCAGGGGCCACGGGCCAGGCUUCCUCGCUGCUGUCGGGCAAGCUCCUGGAGCAGAAAGCCGUGAGCUGCCACAACACCUACAUCGUCCUGUGCAUAGAGAACAGCUUCAUGACGUCCUUCUCCAAGUAGGGCCUCGGCCACUCAAGAGCAUGCAGAGAGAUGGCUGAGAAGCCGGACUCGGGGCAGAGAGCACCUGGCCAGACCUAGUGCCCAGCUGGCAUGUCUGGUCAGACCCAGUGCCCAGCUGGGAUACUGCCCUGUAUAGUUCACAUUUCAUGUAAUCCUCAAGAAAUAAAAAGAAACCAAAGAGUAUAUUUUUUAAAAAGUUUAACACAGAAAAGCCUGAUGCCAAGACUUUAUACCUUUCCCCUCCUCCACACUGGCCAGCCUGUCUUACAGGUCCUUCAUCUGGGCCAGGUGGAGCCUCCCAGCCAGAAUCAGGCCCCAGCUGGACCUCAGCUAGAGGCCAAGCCCGAGUUGCUGGGCCUGUAGUCUCCUCAGGGAGCCAGGAAGAGCUUGCUCUCACCCUGGCAGAUGCAGGCUGUCUCCUGGGACAGACCCAGACCAUUUCCAGAGCAGCCGCAGGGAGGUGCGAGGGGCUGACCCCAGGGCAGUUGGGCCUCUUAUCUUCUCACCACCCAGCAGCCAUGCCAGUAGCACAGACAUCUGCUUGCCCAGGUGGUGGUCAAGGUGGUCCACAAUGGGCAGCUGGAGCUAUCUGUCCCCUCUGCACAGCACCCAUGGCACCAAUCCCCACACAAACUCAGCAGCCCCUGCUAACCUCAGAUCUGACCCUGUCCCCCAACACUGCACAGGGGCCAGUUCAGGCUUCUCUCUCUGUAGACUGAAUCCAGCCAAGCCCUAAAAUUCAGGCUGUAGCAGGGCCCUGUCCCAAGUCCUUGAGUUCAGCAGAGUUUGCUAAGAGCUUGCUCUGUGGAAGGGCGGGUGCACUCAGGGCCACACAGUGCUGACCGCAGCAAUUGCGCCAGCACCCACCUGCUUCAGACUCUGCUGUCCAAGGACUGGGACAAGAUCACCGGGGCUGGUUCUGUGACUUUGUGAUGUGAAGCCAUUUCAUCAAAUGGGCACCAAAUAAAAAUUAUCUUUUACACGGACAA
This is a messenger RNA of Jaculus jaculus (lesser Egyptian jerboa), 6299 nucleotides long. RefSeq names its product collagen type XVIII alpha 1 chain (gene Col18a1). Gene Ontology annotation, molecular function: protein binding. NCBI's taxonomy places the organism in Eukaryota, Metazoa, Chordata, Mammalia, Rodentia, Dipodidae. The transcript is spliced from 41 exons. Bases 25 to 5310 code for a protein of 1761 amino acids. Gene Ontology annotation, cellular component: basement membrane. The record is from RefSeq and is a predicted model, not a curated record.